This is a messenger RNA of Orussus abietinus, 3867 nucleotides long. RefSeq names its product muscle LIM protein 1 (gene Mlp60A). Gene Ontology annotation, cellular component: Z disc; cytoplasm; nucleus. The record is from RefSeq and is a predicted model, not a curated record. Bases 1155 to 2435 code for a protein of 426 amino acids. The transcript has 8 exons. Gene Ontology annotation, molecular function: actinin binding; structural constituent of muscle. Gene Ontology annotation, biological process: muscle tissue development; sarcomere organization. NCBI's taxonomy places the organism in Eukaryota, Metazoa, Arthropoda, Insecta, Hymenoptera, Orussidae.
GUGAGUGCACGAGCGGUCGUCCCCUCGAAGGUCCCUUCUGUACAUACCCUCGUCUCGCGCAUUAAAAAAAAAAAAAGAAACAAAACAAAGUACCAAAUGGACCGUCUACCGUCGACCACCGUCAUCCAAGACCGUGCAUGAUCCCCAACGGUAACAUCUCCGCAACCUGGACGACGUCGCCGCCGAGUCCCCUCAGGAGCCCAGCAUGUCCCUGGACCCCCUCGGACUCCAGGCUCGUCAUGUCCCGAGGAAACGCCAUCCUUGAACCUGGACUCGUCGAGUCCCGAGGAAACGCAAUCCUUGAACCUGGACUUGAGAUCGGGUCUCCAGGAACUGGUCCUUGGACUUCAUGGACAUCCUGGUUCCUGGGGCGCCAUAUUCUGGAAAAAAAAAAAACCUUGUCCUUAAACUGUGGCGUUUAUCCAGAAAACAUCAUAUUCUCACCUGUUCUCCCGAUAACCUGCAUCGGCACCCUCGACUCCAGCACUAAACCGUACACUGUUAAAAUAAUAUUCUCAGUUUAUAACAUUUUCAUUGAAGAGUUCACUCAAACGUAUCAUACCGUACCACCAUACGGUGCCUUUUCGAUAGAAUUUUCGAUUUCACUUUAACGUUUGUACCGAGAGUAUCAAGAACCUGGAAAGAGUUCGGCGCCAAGUACGCUCGCGAGAUCUCUAUACUUUUAACAGUGUACCCCUGAAGAUGGCGUUACCAUUAUUCCCUUUGAAUCGGCAAAGCAUCGUCGGUGGCUUCCCUUUGCCAAGUAUCCCCGCCUAGGUACAGUGGUCGGUCCCCUCCAUCCCUAGCGAUAUCAGUUCUGAUAACACGCGCACACUUGGGGCAGCCGUGCCCCCGGAACUCCGCCAGGCCAAGACGCACGCUAAAAAUGGACGCAGAAACGCAACACUUAGUAUUAGGAGAAUUUGUACCAUCUGUAAUAAGUGCUAUGAUUAAUUAAUAAAAUAACACGGUAAAGAAAGGAAAUAUCCGAGAAAGCGAGAAAGAGAGAGACACUCUGCGCGGUAAUAUGUGGCGUGCCCCACCCCCCACCUCCCGCCAGCCCCGCCGAGUUCGCGCCACGGAGGCCCAUUGAUAAAUCCGAAUUACACCCACACGCACACGCACGCAACCAUGCCAGCCGUCUAGAGGGUCCAAUGCCAUCCUGGAGCCCAAGGCCAUCGCCAAGGCCCCCGAGGGAGAGGGUUGCCCCAGGUGUGGAGGAUUCGUCUAUGCUGCCGAGCAGAUGCUGGCCCGUGGAAGGGGCUACCAUAGGGAAUGCUUCAAGUGCAAAGUUUGCAACCGGACCCUGGACUCAACCCUCCAUUGCGAUGGUCCCGAUCGCGAGAUAUACUGUCGAGCAAUGGCACAAGGAAUGCUUUAAAUGUGCCACCUGCACCAGGAGGUUAGACUCCGUCAACUGCUGCGAGGGGCCUGACAAGGAUAUCUAUUGCAAAGUCUGCUACGGGAAGAAGUUCGGGCCAAAGGGGUACGGCUACGGCCAGGGUGGCGGCGCCCUGCAGAGCGACUGCUACGCCAACGGUGACGCGGCUCCGCGAACCACCGUGAUCGACACGGCGUCCAUCAAGGCGCCCCCAGGAAAGGGUUGCCCCAGGUGCGGGGGUGUCGUCUUUGCAGCGGAGCAGGUCCUUGCAAAGAGUCGCGAAUGGCACAGGAAGUGCUACAAAUGUCGCGACUGCACCAAGACCCUCGACUCCAUCAUCGCCUGCGAUGGUCCCGACAAAGACGUCUACUGCAAGACCUGCUAUGGAAAGAAAUGGGGCCCCCAUGGCUACGGCUUCGCCUGCGGCUCCGGAUUCCUGCAGACAGACGGACUCACGGAGGACGAAAUCUCGGCAAGCAGGCCCUUCUACAACCCCGACACGACCUCCAUCAAGGCACCAGCAGGGCAAGGAUGUCCCCGAUGUGGAGGCAUGGUGUUCGCAGCCGAACAGCAGCUCGCGAAGGGCACAAUGUGGCACAAGAAGUGCUUCAACUGUGCCGAAUGCCAUCGACCGCUCGACUCCAUGUUGGCCUGCGACGGUCCCGACAAGGAAAUCCACUGUCGUUCCUGUUACAGCAAGCUUUUCGGCCCCAAAGGAUUCGGAUUCGGACACACUCCGACCCUCGUAUCGACGAACGGGGACGUGGCUCCCUCCUAUAUCGACUCGAAGCCCCAGCUCGGGCAGAAGAGAAACGACGGGCUUGGCUGUUCUCGUUGCGGCUACCCGGUGUACGCUGCCGAACAGAUGAUCUCGAAGAACAGGAUCUGGCACAAGAGAUGCUUCAGCUGCGGCGAAUGUCACCGUUCCCUGGACUCGACGAACCUGAACGACGGUCCCGACGGCGACAUCUACUGCCGCGGCUGUUACGGCAGGAACUUCGGGCCCCGAGGCGUUGGCUUCGGCAUGGGAGCCGGGACCCUGACGAUGGCCUAGACCUAAGCUAAUGUAGGAUACAAGUGACGUACGAGAUAAGCGACGAACGUAAUUACCCCAAAUUACCUGCCCAUCCUUCAACCCCCUCUUCCGGAUGCACCGGUCCCUCGAGGCGCGUCCCAGCGACCCCCUGGAUGCGACGGCGUCCCUGAAGAACCUCGAAGUCCUCAUCGAAUCCGUCUCUUGGGGUACCAGGGUCGACUUCGAGGGCGUCUUCGAGGUUCCUUGCGCUGUGUAGGGUGGAAUUGUCGCAUCGGGGGCCUCUGUCGUUGCAUCGUACAGUGGGGGACGUGAAUGUCUUCCUUGUGGAUAUGGUACCGCUAAUGUAAGAAGAGAAGGCAUUCGUGUCUACGACUGUACCUUGACGUUGCCUUGGGUGCUGCGAAAUGUCCCUAUCGGAUGUUUGGACGUUUUCGAUGGGCCCCAGGGACCGAGGGUAAAAAUGGUGUUACUAUGGGAUUGUCAUAUUAUCGUGGUAAUAUCAGGAUAUUGUACCGUGAAGGUAAAAUUACGGCAUUGUCGCGGUACCAUCACGGUCCCAUCAUGAUAUACCCACGAUACCAUCACGGUACCAUCUUGAAACGGCACUACCCAAGGUUCCAGGGGUCCAAGCUGCCAGGCGGAAAACUAUCUAUUCCAUGUUCCAAAUUCUACCUAUUUCCACUUCCUCUUCCACAAGUCCCGAAAAAUUCGGAGAGUCGGGACCCAGGAACCCGAUGUACGGAACCGAGGGGACCUCAAAGCCCAGUCCUGGUCCCACUCUAAGACGACCUUUUUCCGCCGACCCUGACGAGCUUCUAUCGGAGCUGCACGAACGACCGCCCCGGCAGGACGUAUCGACGUCUCCCUGACUUCCACCGAGACUUCCCGGCGAGCGAGGGCGACGCGACCGACGACGAGCACCCGGACGCCCUUUCAACUCCCACUACCCUGACGAGGGAACCGAAGCCCCGAAGAGGCCGCAGGUUCCCUCGCAGUACGUACGUCGAACACCCUGUCGCUCGCAGAAAGAGAUAACCGAACAAAAGAGAAAGAGAUAGCUGGAUUGACUCCAUCCUGGAACCCGGUCCAGGGUGCCAGAUGCUGAGGAUGCCUCCACUGAGAAAAUAGUACAUUUUGCCUUAGUCUACCCCGAUCACUGCCAAUUACGCUCACUAAAGGUGCGGUUUCACUAAACCUUCUGGGUAUGUACGUAUCGUACCGUCUCAAGGCGACACUCGAUCGUUUACCCUGAGGGGUUGCUAAAACCAGGUCUUUAGUAUAAGUACCAAGUGAUCGGGGUAAACUGAGUCUUUCCCUCCUCGCUCUGGACCGCAGCGGAGAGGCCGCUUGGAGUUGCUUUCGCGUGUUCGAUGAGCGCCCCGUGGUCCAAGGCCGCGGGAUUCUGUAAAGGCUCGAACAAUUCUCGAAUAAAGGCUCGUUCCUUCUUUAA